Penicillium chermesinum is the source of this 480-nucleotide messenger RNA. RefSeq lists its product as uncharacterized. The transcript has a single exon. The record is from RefSeq and is a predicted model, not a curated record. The coding region runs from base 1 to 480 and encodes 159 amino acids. Lineage: Eukaryota; Fungi; Ascomycota; Eurotiomycetes; Eurotiales; Aspergillaceae.
AUGGAGGAGCCAGACGUAGAAAGCCGCAAGUCCGCUUUCCUUCACCAGUGGUCACGUAUACGGGAAACCUUAUCAGAGGGCCAACGACAGAAGCUGGAAGAAUUCGGGCUUGCCACUGAUGAAGAUAUUCGAAGUCAGUCUUCUGCCCUUUCAUUACCUCUUCAUGAAUCUCAAGAGCUACGUGAUACGGUUGAAUCUGUUUUCAAAAAAGGAGCGUAUCUUCAAAUAGUUGCCCUUCUUACUGUGGAAGCCAGUCAGAAAGUUCUACUUCGACUCCCCUUUGCCACCUUCGUACGGUCCGCAAUACACAAUACUCCGUGCGUGUCGAUUUAUGACCUCUACAAGGAGCCUUGCGAGCAGUUUCAUUCCAAGGGGGAAACGAAUCAGCAGUUACAUGCGAAAUUCCUUGAAGUAUUACAGCCUUACAGGCCCGAUCCGUUUCUCUCGACUGCGCUCGAGAGCCCCCCCAUACAUCGCUAA